UUCAGUCUCCAUUUUGCACAAAAGCAUUUGCUCAUACUCCUUGCCUUCUCCACCCCCACCCAGCAACUUUGCUUCCCCCUGUGUUCUUCCUUAGCUCGUUCCUUCCGAUGGCGGAGCUAAUGGCCACCAUGGUGGUCGGGCCACUGGUGUCCAUGGUGAAGGAGAAGGCCUCCAGCUAUCUCAUGGAGCAGUACAAGGUCAUGGAGGGUAUGGAGGAGCAGCACAAGAUCCUCAAACGCAAGCUGCCGGCCAUCCUCGACGUCAUCGCCGACGCCGAGGAGCAGGCGGCAAAACACAGAGAAGGGGCGAAAGCAUGGCUGGAGGAGCUCCGGAAGGUGGCCUACCAGGCCAAUGAUGUCUUCGACGAAUUCAAGUACGAGGCCCUCCGCCGCAAAGCCAAGGCCAAUUGGCAGUAUAAGAUGCUCGGCAUGGAUGUAAUAAAGCUCUUUCCUACUCACAACCGUAUUGUGUUCCGUUACAGGAUGGGCAACAAGCUCAGGAUGAUCCUGAAUGCAAUUGAGGUCCUAAUUACAGAGAUGAAUGCCUUUAGGUUUAAAUUCCGACCAGAGCCACCAAUGUCGUCCAUGAAAUGGAGGAAGACGGAUUCUAAAAUUUCUGAACAUUCUAUGGACAUUGCCAACAGAUCAAGAGAGGAAGACAGACAGAAGAUUGUCAAGUCAUUGCUUUCUCAAGCCAGCAAUGGGGAUCUCACUGUUAUUCCCAUUGUAGGAAUGGGGGGGAUGGGCAAGACCACCUUAGCGCAGCUCAUUUACAAUGACCCUCAAAUUCAGAAGCAUUUUCAGUUGCUCCUGUGGGUGUGUGUCUCUGACAACUUCGAUGUGGAUUCGCUGGCCAAAAGCAUAGUUGAAGCAGCUCGCAAACAGAAGAACUGUAAUGAAAGGGCUGAAUUUAAAGAAGUUGUGAAUGGGCAGAGGUUCCUCCUCGUAUUGGAUGACGUCUGGAACCGUGAGGCUAGUAAGUGGGAAGCGCUCAAGUCCUACGUUCAGCAUGGUGGCAGCGGUAGCUCAGUUUUGACAACAACCCGUGAUAAAACAGUUGCUGAAAUAAUGGCUCCACCUAAAGAAGUUCAUCAUCUCAAGGACUUGAAUGAAAACUUUAUAAAGGAAAUUAUCGAGAGAAGUGCUUUCAAUUCAGAAGAAGAGAAAAGGCAAUCUGAGCUACUCGAAAUGGUUGGUGAUAUUGCCAAGAAAUGUUCUGGUUCCCCUUUAGCUGCAACAGCAUUGGGCUCUACACUGCGUACAAAGACCACCAAGAAAGAAUGGGAGGCUAUAUUAAGGAGAAGCACAAUUUGUGAUGAGGAAAAUGGAAUUUUACCAAUACUAAAGCUUAGUUACAAUUGCUUGCCAUCAUAUAUGCGGCAGUGCUUUGCUUUCUGUGCUAUUUUUCCCAAGGAUCAUGUGAUUGAUGUGGAAAUGUUGAUCCAAUUAUGGAUGGCCAAUUGUUUUAUCCCAGAGCAACAAGGAGAGUGCCCUGAAAUCAGUGGUAAAAGAAUUUUCAGUGAGUUGGUGUCAAGGUCAUUUUUUCAGGAUGUGAAGGGGAUCCCAUUUGAGUUCCAUGAUAUAAAGGACUCUAAGAUUACUGCUAAGAUCCAUGAUCUUAUGCAUGAUGUUGCACAAUCUUCCAUGGGAAAAGAAUGUGCUGCCAUAGAUUCAGAAAGUAUUGGAAGUGAGGACUUCCCUUAUUCCGCUCGCCAUUUAUUUUUGUCAGGUGAUAGACCAGAAGUUAUUCUUAAUUCUUCCCUAGAGAAAGGAUAUCCCGGUAUCCAAACAUUGAUAUAUUCCUCGCAAAAUGAAGAUUUACAGAAUUUAUCAAAAUACAGGUCAUUGCGAGCAUUAGAGAUCUGGGGAGGUAUAAUCCUGAAACCAAAAUAUCAUCAUCACCUGAGGUAUCUUGAUCUCUCAUGCAGUGAAAUUAAAGCACUUCCUGAAGACAUAAGCAUCCUAUAUCAUCUGCAAACGCUGAACCUUUCCCACUGUAGCAAUCUUCAUCGACUUCCAAAGGGAACGAAGUACAUGACUGCCCUCCGUCACCUGUACACUCACGGAUGUGAGAGGUUAAAAAGCAUGCCUCCGAACCUCGGACACCUCACUUGCCUACAGACGCUUACAUGCUUUGUAGCUGGUGCUUGCUCUGGCUGCAGUGAUUUGGGAGAGCUGCGGCAGUCGGACCUUGGUGGUCGACUAGAGCUAACACAACUGGAAAAUGUGACAAAAGCUGAUGCAAAAGCAGCAAAUCUCGGAAAGAAGAAAAAACUGACCGAAUUGAGCUUAGGAUGGGCUGAUCAGGAGUACAAGGAGGCACAGAGAUAAUCAUAAAGAGGUGCUGGAAGGUCUCACGCCUCACGAGGGGCUCAAGGUUCUGAGUAUAUAUAGCUGUGGGAGCAGUACAUGUCCAACUUGGAUGAAUAAACUACGAGACAUGGUAAAGCUUGUGUUAGAUGGUUGCAAA
Messenger RNA from Oryza sativa Japonica Group (Japanese rice), 2469 nucleotides. Its product is annotated as putative disease resistance protein RGA4. The record is from RefSeq and is a predicted model, not a curated record. Lineage: Eukaryota; Viridiplantae; Streptophyta; Magnoliopsida; Poales; Poaceae. Gene Ontology annotation, molecular function: ADP binding. Gene Ontology annotation, biological process: defense response to other organism.